Molecule: messenger RNA, 1823 nt
Organism: Hibiscus syriacus
Lineage: Eukaryota; Viridiplantae; Streptophyta; Magnoliopsida; Malvales; Malvaceae
Product: 3-ketoacyl-CoA synthase 10-like
Exons: 3
Coding region: 48-1646 (532 amino acids)
Biological process (GO): fatty acid biosynthetic process
Cellular component (GO): membrane
Molecular function (GO): acyltransferase activity, transferring groups other than amino-acyl groups
Source: RefSeq, a predicted model, not a curated record
CAUCCUAUAUAGUUAUCCUACAGCUCUUAAUCUUUUCAGGCUUUAGUAUGGCUAGAAAAGAGCAAGAUUUUCUGUCAACCGAGAUCGUCAACCGUGGGAUCGAGUCAUCGGGUCCUAACGCCGGUUCCUUAACCUUCUCGGUUAGGGUUAGAAGGCGACUCCCGGAUUUUCUUCAGUCUGUUAACUUGAAAUAUGUGAAGUUGGGGUACCAUUAUUUGAUCAACCAUGGGAUAUACUUGGCUACCAUACCUGUCUUGGUACUUGUUUUUAGUGCCGAAGUGGGUAGCCUUAGUAGAGAAGAGCUUUGGAGAAGGCUUUGGGAAGAUGCUCGUUAUGAUCUCGCCACUGUCCUUUCCUUUUUCGCCGUCUUUGUGUUCACUGUAUCGGUUUACUUCAUGUCACGCCCUCGAUCCAUUUAUCUCGUUGAUUUCGCAUGUUACCGUCCCCACGAUGAUCUUAAGGUGACCAAGGAUCAGUUCAUUGAACUUGCAAGAGCGUCAGGCAAGUUUGAUGAGCCGAGCCUUGAAUUCCAGAAGAGGAUACUGAAAACAUCGGGGAUCGGUGACGAGACGUAUGUUCCGAAGGUGAUUAUGUCGAAAGAAAGCUGUGCCACCAUGAAAGAAGGCCGCCUCGAAGCGUCGACUGUGAUGUUCGGUGCACUCGACGAGCUAUUCGAGAAGACGAGGAUUCGACCCAAGGAUGUUGGGGUUCUUGUUGUGAACUGUAGCAUCUUCAAUCCGACGCCGUCGCUCUCGGCGAUGAUCAUCAACCAUUAUAAGAUGAGGGGCAAUAUUUUGAGCUAUAAUCUUGGCGGGAUGGGGUGCAGUGCUGGGAUUAUUGCGGUGGAUUUGGCUCGGGACAUGUUGCAGGCCAACCCGAAUAACUAUGCUGUGGUGGUGAGUACUGAGAUGGUAGGGUACAAUUGGUACCCCGGUAAGGAUCGGUCCAUGCUUGUUCCGAAUUGCUUUUUCAGGAUGGGAUGCUCCGCCGUGCUUUUGUCUAAUCGCCGUCGUGACUACCGCCGUGCUAAGUACAGGCUUGAACACCUUGUGAGAACGCAUAAGGGUGCUGAUGACCGGAGUUUCAGAUCAAUCUACCAAGAGGAAGACGAACAAGGUUUCAAGGGUCUUAAAGUCAGCAGAGAUCUAAUGGAAAUCGGAGGAGACGCCCUGAAAACCAACAUCACGACACUCGGUCCACUCGUUCUCCCCAUCUCCGAGCAACUUUUCUUCUUCGCCACAUUAAUCCGGCGCCAUUUCUCCGGCGUUAACAACAAAUCCAAAACCUCACAAUCGCCAUACAUCCCGGACUACAAGCUCGCGUUCGAACACUUCUGCGUGCACGCAGCGAGCAAAACCGUGCUGGACGAGCUGCAAAAGAACCUCGAGCUCAGCGACAACAACAUGGAAGCCUCGAGGAUGACACUGCACCACUUUGGCAACACGUCGAGCAGCAGCAUAUGGUACGAAUUGGCGUAUUUGGAGGCUACAGAAAGGGUUAAAAGAGGCGACAGGAUCUGGCAGAUCGCGUUCGGUUCUGGGUUUAAAUGCAACAGUGCGGUUUGGCGUUCGAUGCGUCGUGUGAGGAAGCCUUCCGGUCAUAAUCCAUGGCUUGAUUGCAUAGAUAGAUACCCUGGAAGAGCUUGAAAUUUGGUUUAAUGGCUGCUGCUGCUUGCUUCAUAAUAACGGCAUUAGAGCGACAGAAUUGUUGGAAAAUUGGCGUGCCAUGUCGUCCCAUUGUCAUGAAAAGUUUCUUCAUCAACUUAAUUGUAUGAAAAGAAAAAAAGUUUGUUAAUUGGGUAAAAUGCACUUCAGGUCACUCAA